Malassezia vespertilionis is the source of this 870-nucleotide messenger RNA. It is a transcript of the gene SHY1, whose product is annotated as surf-like protein. Gene Ontology annotation, cellular component: mitochondrion; membrane. Gene Ontology annotation, biological process: mitochondrial respiratory chain complex IV assembly. The transcript has a single exon. Lineage: Eukaryota; Fungi; Basidiomycota; Malasseziomycetes; Malasseziales; Malasseziaceae. The coding region runs from base 1 to 870 and encodes 289 amino acids. The record is from RefSeq and is a predicted model, not a curated record.
AUGUACAUUGCAGCGACUAUCCCUGUAUUCACAUUUUUUCUUGGGAACUGGCAGCUCGACCGCCUGCAGUGGAAGCUCAUGUUGAUCGACGAGCUCGACGAAAAGCUGCGCCGCACCCCGCUCCGCAUGCCCAAGAAUAUCAAUAUCGACGUUCUCAAUGAGUUUUCAUUUCGUUUAUUUGAGGUUUGCGGGACAUUUGACGUGUCGAGGACACUGUUUAUGGGGCCGCGCACCCACGAAGGCGCGCGCGGCUACCAGCUUGUGAUGCCUUUCCGCCGCGACGACGGCGGCCCGGAUAUCCUUGUGAACCGCGGAUUUGUAGAUAACAAUGCCAUUGAGGGCACGGGUAUGAACAAGCGCCUGAAGCAUUCAUUGCCGGACGACAAUAAACGUGUUACCAUCACGGCGCUGCUCCCGCGCGUAUACCCAUGCAGCCGCUUCGCACUCCCAAAUGAGCCGCACAACAAUUUGUGGAUGCAGCUGAACCCAGCGCAAAUGGCGGCGUGGCUUAAUGAGAAGGCUGGUUUGCAGGAUCUCGGCGCAUCCAGCUUGGAAGAAAACAAGGCCAUGUCGCCCCGCGGCUGGUGGUCCCUCUUAGGCUCUUCGAUGAACCCACCAUCAAUGCCUCCUGCUGAGGCAUUUUCCUCGCGUAAAAACCAGCGCGUGCUUCCCGUGUACGUGGAGCAAAUUUUUACCGGCACGUUCAGUGAGGCGGCGGCAAUGAUGAAGCAAGGCGUGCCUGUUGGACGCCCGCCACGCAUCGAGCUUCGUAACCAGCACAUGGAGUACGCAGUGACGUGGUUCUCACUCUCUGCGAUAUCCUCGCUCAUGUUUGUCUACAUGCUGCGCAAAGGUCGGACUGUAGAGUAG